UAUUUUCUUAAACUCCGUACAAAAUCAAACCUGACAAACAAAUUGAAAUGGAGGGAGUAUAUAUUAACAUUAGUUGACUGUGGUCCAAAAGUUGGUAAAUUGGCUCUGAUAAAUGAGAAGUGCCAAUGAAUUGAGACAGAGGAAGUAUUUAUUGAUUUCCAUAGAGAUCCAUUUUUUCUCUAAAUCUAUGGCAGAAGGGUUUUGUGCACUGAUAUGUAUGCUUAGUUGUAAAAAUUCAGAGAUAUUGAAUUUGAAGUGUCUUAUUUUGUCAUUUGUGCAGAAAGGUUCAGUUUUUCUAAAGUGUAGAUGGAGAUCGAUAAAGCAGUUAAAGAAUGUGAUGACAGUAGGUUGAAGACAAAGUAUACUAAUGCCAUAUACGUUAUUAAACGAGCACUCGCUGUUUAUUCUAUACAAGAAGUUGCAUUUAGCUUCAAUGGAGGGAAAGACUCUACUAUUUUGCUUCACCUACUGAGGGCAGGCUAUUUUCUGCAUAAAGCUGAAGAAAGUAGUUCAAAAGAUGUUGCUGAUGGUGAAAGCACAUUUCCAAUACGGACAAUAUAUUUUGAGACCCCAAAUGCUUUCCCGGAAAUCAACUCAUUCACUUAUGAAACCGCAUCCGGUUACAAUUUGCAAAUGGAUAUUAUUCGCCUCGACUUCAAAACAGGGUUGGAAGCUCUGCUUAAGGCUAAUCCAAUUAGAGCUAUUUUUCUUGGUGUUCGAAUUGGUGAUCCUACCGCGGUAGGUCAGGAGCAAUUCUCACCUAGUUCACCUGGGUGGCCACCUUUCAUGAGGGUGAAUCCAAUUUUGGAUUGGUCAUACAGAGAUGUAUGGGCCUUCCUUUUGGUUUGCAAGGUUCGAUACUGCAGCCUUUAUGAUCAGGGGUAUACUUCAAUUGGGAGCAUUCAUGAUACUGUUCCUAAUGCACUAUUGUGCAUCAGGAAUGGAAACAACAGCAAAGAAAAGUUUAGGCCAGCUUAUUUACUUCCUGACGGAAGGCUGGAAAGAUCCGGAAGAGUAAAGAAGUACACUUCUCCAGUUUGUGGGCAAUUAUCUUCCGUUAGCAAUGGACUGAAAAUCGAGGAUUUCAAUUCCAAUAGCAUGCUUACUGCCUCAAUUAUAGCUGUGGGUGAUGAAAUUUUGUUUGGAACUGUAGAGGACAAGUUGGGCUCUGUGUUGUGUAGAAAGCUCCAUUCCAUUGGUUGGACAGUGUCGCUGCUUGCUGUCACUCGAAAUGAUAUAGAUUCUGUAGCCGAGGAAGUUGAGAGGAGGAAGUCCACGGAUGACAUGGUAUUUAUAUAUGGUGGGGUAGGUCCAUUGCAUUCGGAUGUCACUGUAGCUGGAGUUGCAAAAGCUUUUGGAGUUCGCAUUGCUCCUGAUGAAGAAUUUGAAGAACAUUUAAGGCACCUGAUUGGUGAAAAAUGCACUGGCGACAAGAAUGAGAUGGCACAGUUGCCUGAGGGUAUUACAGAAUUGUUGCAUCAUGAACAGCUGCCUGUGCCUUUGAUCAAGUGUCGUAAUGUGAUCAUUCUAACUGCAACAAAUGUUGCUGAGCUGGACUUCGAAUGGGCUUGUAUGAUUGAUUCAUUGAAAUCUAAUGGCGACCUGGUGUUGAUGGCACCAUUUGUUUCAAAAUGCUUGGCAACGACUCUUUCUGAUGUUGAAGUCGCUCAACCUCUGUCAAAGCUUUGCCUUCAAUUUCCUGAUCUGUACAUCGGAGGUUAUCGAGGAUCAAGAAUAGGCCCUCUUAUGAUUAGAUUCGAAGGCAAGGAUCUAACUAGAAUAGAGGCAGCUUCUCAGUCAUUGUGCCAGAAUUUUCAGCCUGGUGCAUUCUCUGAAACUAAGUGACAGACUAUCUACUCUGAUGAAGGCAGCGAUUGACGGAACUGCCUAAGUAAAAGGAUUUUUAAAUUCCAUGUCACAAUUUAGGAGGAGGAUGGACAUGCUAAAGGAAGCAGGAGCAACAUUUCAGUUGACAUCAAGACGCAGUUAGAAGCACAUAUUUUUCUGGCAAGUAUUAGUAACUUAGGCAAGGCAAUUUAAGGAAGUGAAGUAGGGUCAACUGAUGUAGGCUUAUUGAAACCUCUGGGAUCUUAACUGCAACUUUAUUUCAGACAUAAUAUUUCAGAAUCUCUUAAAUUCCAUAAAAAAAGUUUGGUAAUUGAAAUGGUUACCAUCUAAUCCUUUUUGGUUUUAUGAUGUUUACAAUUGAUUAUGGAGCACUGGCAUUUUACUGGUUCUGCUACCUUGUCA
Molecule: messenger RNA, 2250 nt
Organism: Lycium ferocissimum
Lineage: Eukaryota; Viridiplantae; Streptophyta; Magnoliopsida; Solanales; Solanaceae
Exons: 16
Coding region: 307-1845 (512 amino acids)
Biological process (GO): FAD biosynthetic process
Molecular function (GO): FMN adenylyltransferase activity
Source: RefSeq, a predicted model, not a curated record